Messenger RNA from Hippocampus comes (tiger tail seahorse), 996 nucleotides. RefSeq names its product leucine-rich repeat serine/threonine-protein kinase 2-like. The record is from RefSeq and is a predicted model, not a curated record. The coding region runs from base 110 to 823 and encodes 237 amino acids. Lineage: Eukaryota; Metazoa; Chordata; Actinopteri; Syngnathiformes; Syngnathidae. The transcript is spliced from 4 exons.
AUUUUAACCCUGGAUUAGAGAUGACAUUUUGACACUAAAAUGGACACUCCCCCAAUCCCUGUUUGUAUAUCCUCAGCUCCGCCGGUCAGCGUGUUUGGCUCUGACCAAGAUGUGCGCCAACUCGGAGCUGCACUACAACAUGCUGGAGAAGGCGUGUGAGGACGGAGACACCGUCAUGGCAGAGUGCCUCAUCGAGCUCGGGGCCGACGUCAACAAGAAGACCAAAACGGAGUCGCUCAUCUACCAGGUGUGCGAGAAGGGAGGCCCGCUAGAACUGGUGCUGCUGUUGAGCCAAGGUGCCCACGAACAGCACCUGCGCCGGGCCCUUGCCAUCAGCGUGAAGCGCGGCGACGGGCCGAUGGUCAUCCAGCUGCUGGGCCGUCUGGGCCUGGACCUCAACAACAACGCCUUGUGUCUCGGUGGUUUUCGCCUCGGCCGACUGGACGCCGCCUGGCUCUGCCCCCUGUUGUCCCAGAGAGGCAGGGUGCACAGUCUGCGCUACAGCAGCAGUAAAGGAGCCGGCUUGGCACGCUACAUUCACUCCUUGCAGCGCUCCAGGACCCCGGGAGCUCCUCUGAAGUCUCUGGGUGACCCCUGUCCGACGUCCGGAUACAUCUCUGACGAGAGCGAUGACUCCAGCUUCAGUUUCCUCUCCGUGGACGAAGGCCUCUUCCUCGACGACAUGGAGAGUGACGGGAGCGAUUCAUUGACGGGGGUCUCCCUGAAGCCGCACAACAACUCCACAGAGGAGCUGAGGUGGGGCUCCUUCAAUAGGAACCAUGGACGCCGCCGACACGCCAGUGCGGAGGUACUUGAAAUAUAACAUAUACAUAUCAAUGGGUAGGCAUGGAAGAGGUUUUGCCCAUCUUGACUGUGAAUUUCCGGUUUAUAAACCUUUGUAGUGACUAACACAUCCCUGUAGAUGGCAGUGUUGCUUCACUUUGGAUUUGAGAUCAACACAGCUUUUGAAGAGAAGAUCAAGAUUAGGUUAUACUU